Molecule: messenger RNA, 1359 nt
Organism: Kluyveromyces marxianus DMKU3-1042
Lineage: Eukaryota; Fungi; Ascomycota; Saccharomycetes; Saccharomycetales; Saccharomycetaceae
Exons: 1
Coding region: 1-1359 (452 amino acids)
Source: RefSeq, a predicted model, not a curated record
AUGACAGAAAGACCCAUUAGAGUUGUGGUCUUGGGUGGCUCUUCUACAGGUAAGACGUCGCUUGUUUCACGUCUCACAGUUAAUUUCGUACACGAGGUGCACUAUCCCACUAGGAAACAGAGCAAUUGGCUCUUUUCAUUCAAGCCGACCAGUCCAGUUGCAAGGUUUUUGUUGGACCGUAAGAGCCAUGCCAGGCUCAAGAAAAGAACUCGUGGCCAGCUACGGGCGCCACUUAUUGAUUCACCAGAGAUUAAUCCGCAUGUGCUCCUUUCUCCUUUCAUAUAUGACUUAACAAUGCACGAGUACAAAAUGGCAAGGGACCGCAAGGCCAAGGAUGAUGCAGAUUUGACUCAAGAUAAUCACGUAUACAAAUACUUGGAGCCGCACGACCAUAUCAACGAAAAAAAUGUUAACUUGCUCUCUAACACCAGUGGUAAUAUAGCGUCAGACGCACAGCGAAUGAAUUCCGUCUCCGCUGAGGAAUGCAUUGAAAGUAACAUGGACAAGUUUAGGCAACAAGGCUACGUGCCCCCAUCAUACACAGAGAUUUCAGUCGAUAUAAUAGAUACCCCGGGGUUUAAUCCAGACAUGGUGGUCCCCUUCUUGGAGGUUUCUCUAUUUUCAAACUUGGGGAAACCUAUUUUAAGAGGGUUGGCAGAUGAACCUCGCAAACCCGUCUCAACCCAACCAAUUUUAGUGGCUUCUGGAACAGCUGAGUUGAACGGAAGAGUCGAUGGUUACUUUUUAGUUUACAGUCUAGUGCCUGAGUUGAACAAAGUUAAUACCUUGCCAUCCUAUGAUGAUGCUAGUAGCAAUGCAGAUAUAACUCCACAACCUUCUAUUGGCAGUAAUUCAUCGGAGCUAAGAAGUAAUUCGUGGACAGAUUUAGACGAUGGUGGAUUCAGUCUAUUGACCACUAUCAGAAACUGUUUCAUGGAUGCUUGGAAAGAAUACAGAAAUUAUCAGAAACUUACAAAAGAUGACGCAGAAACAGAUAUAUAUAAUCUCAUGCAAAACUUGAGGCAAAUGUGGAAGAACGAAGUUCACUCCAAGGAAAAGGAACGGAAAAAGUUAAUGACAACUCUGAAGGAUAUAAAUCUAUCACCUGAUGCACCAGACUCUCCUCCUCCUAUUAUUAUAGUAGGUACCCAUCUCUCCCACGAUUUAGCGUCCCCUGUCUUACUUCAAUGGGGCAAAGAUUUGGCCUUGCAAUGGAACUGCGGUUUUGUCGCGAUUGACUCGAUGACGGAUGAAAACGUAGACGUUGCAUUCUCAAUGCUAUUGCGUGAAAUAAUUGAAAAGGAUGCUGCCAUUUGUAAAAAAUCAACAAAGAAAAGUACACUAGGUAGAAUAUUAUGA